Cyprinodon tularosa is the source of this 2264-nucleotide messenger RNA. Its product is annotated as sentrin-specific protease 5-like. Gene Ontology annotation, cellular component: nucleus. The record is from RefSeq and is a predicted model, not a curated record. The coding region runs from base 396 to 1964 and encodes 522 amino acids. Gene Ontology annotation, biological process: protein desumoylation. NCBI's taxonomy places the organism in Eukaryota, Metazoa, Chordata, Actinopteri, Cyprinodontiformes, Cyprinodontidae. The transcript has 10 exons. Gene Ontology annotation, molecular function: deSUMOylase activity.
UGACGCGUUUCUCGCGCGACUCACAAUGUGGAAACCUGUUGCUGCAUCAGUCAUGGUGCUAUAUGUUUUAAUUUGAUGUAUAAAAGAAAAAAAAACAUUAGUUAAUUUUCUACCAGGGCUCUGUUGUGAAAGGCAGCCCAGGUCUAAAAGUCGCUCCACGCGGACGUUUGAACCCGGCGGUCGGAGGAAAUGCAGCAUCGGUGUCGGUACCAAGAAAAACACCUGAGUUACUACGGCAACCAUUCACCCUGAUCUGUUGCUUUUCAGGGAGCCUGGAGCAUCAAAGGGAGGCCGACAGCCAGGACCAUGGUGGGAACUGUUGGAAUCUGUUCGCCCCGGAUGAGAAACCAGUAGCUCCGGGUUGGGUGCCGCCGGCUGUGGGCUGCUCCUCUCACAUGUGUCGCUUUGUCAGACAAAAGGCUUCCCACUGUUGCACGGCCACAUGUGAGUUCACGUGGUUCGGUUUCUGCCAGAUGCAGCCGACGAAGAACUACUGCAGGAAGGGACUGCGCCCGAGCAGGAGGCGGGGGCUAAUGUCUUCCGUUAAGGGGGUGUCCCAUCUGCCCAGGCGGGACAAAAGACGCUCCUAUUAUAGGAUACAGUUCUGGCUGUGGAGGAAGAGGAGCGAGAGGUGCGGUUUUUGGAUAUUCCGUCGGAGUCGAAGGCGCGGCUCCGGGGGCCGUGCCGGCUCGGGCCCUCAGCUUAAUUUGGAGUUGCAGGAAAGUCAAGUCCUCAAGUGCCCCUUAAAGAACAAAAAAAACUCAAAGGUAAGAACCCCAGCUCCGGUGUCGACUCUCCAACAUGAUGCUGGAGGUUCUGGAGGGGCCUCUAGGGGACGGAAUUGUCUGCCGCCAGGGGGCCCACCAGGCAGUGUCUCAGUGGUUCGCUGUGGGUCGGAUCUGUCUUCAGGGACCAUCAGCGAGACAACCUCACCGACGUCAGCAUCGCUCUCCCAGAGCAGUGAAGGUUCUCUGGAGCCUGAAUGCAUCUCCCACACUCUACCCCCCCUGCAGGAGGCAGAGAGUACUGCAGCUGCAGGGAUUGAACCCGUUAGGUUACAGGAAGCGCAGACGGAUGCUCCUUUAGAAGAGCACAGUCCUGUCCUUCAACACACCCCGACAGAAACGCCAACCUCCUGUCUGAAUAAUGCUGACAUCAACAGUCUACCUAGAGAGAUCCAAGACUUCAUGGAAGGCUUCUACAGAAGAUAUGGAAGUUUCAUCCCUCUGCGUAAGAGCGACGUGUUGAAACACCUGAGGAGGAAGUUUAAAUCUAAAUUCAGUGACAGCAAAAGCCUGAUCGCCUCUGAGGUUGACAGAUGCAGAGCCGUCCUCCAGAACUCCGCCCCUGCUUUCCGGAUCACCUAUAAGAAGCACAUCCUGACGCUGGAGGACCUGCAGACGCUGGCUGAUGAGAACUGGCUCAAUGACCAGGUCAUGAACAUGUAUGGAGAGCUGAUCAUGGAGUCAUCCCAUCACAAGGUCCAUUUCCUCAACAGUUUCUUCCACCGGCAGCUCAUGACCAAAGGAUAUGACGGUGUGAGGCGAUGGACGAAGCAGGUGGAUCUGUUCUCUAAGAGUCUUCUUCUGGUGCCCAUCCACCUGGAGGUUCACUGGUGUCUGGUUACAGCCGACAUCUCCGCCAAGAAGAUCUGCCUUUACGAUUCUCAAGGCCAUUCGCUCCAGAAGGUCGCACGGAACAUCCUGAAGUACUUAAUGUCGGAAGCAAGAGAGAAGAAACAAGCGGCUUUUGAAGACGGCUGGACGCUGUCUAUAGACGAGAAUAUCCCACAACAGACCAAUGAGAACGACUGUGGAGUCUUUGUCUUAGAGGUAUGUCCUCCGCUUUACUCCAGAUGUCUGGCUCUGUCGAGGCCGUUCCAGUUUUCCCAGCAGGACAUCCCAAAGAUACGAAAGAGGAUCUAUAAAGAACUGUGUGACUGUAAGCUUCAUGAGCAGGACUGAUGAAGCCUCUGCCCAGUAGAGACGAGCAGCCGUCCAUGUCUGAGUUCCACUCUCCGUGUCGGAACAGGGGAAAGGAUCCUUACCUCUGCUGGGAUUGAUGUAUUAAUGCGAUCGCUAUUUAAUCAGAAGUGUAAUUUAAGUGAAAAGGAUCUCUGAAGUACACCAAAAAAGCCUUAUUCAUUCAGUUUUCUCCCCAACGGUUGAUACCUCAUGCUCUAUUUCACAAGCUUUAUAGUUUCUUUCUGCAGAAUGUCUGUUUCACCCAGAAAUAAUGAUAAAGUUUUACGAAAAACUCUGAAA